Molecule: messenger RNA, 1004 nt
Organism: Hypoxylon fragiforme
Lineage: Eukaryota; Fungi; Ascomycota; Sordariomycetes; Xylariales; Hypoxylaceae
Product: glutathione-dependent formaldehyde-activating GFA
Exons: 2
Coding region: 361-864 (167 amino acids)
Molecular function (GO): carbon-sulfur lyase activity
Source: RefSeq, a predicted model, not a curated record
ACUUGCGAGUGGUAAUUAUUGGCGUAUCUGAUGAUGUGAGAUGGCCAUAUUUGCGAUGCUUUGCUCAAUAGCGACUGACUAUUGGUAUUAUAACGAUGAGAUGGAUUGAUCUACUAAAGUCUUCAAUAUAUUCAAUGUGUAUACUUGUAAGAUAGGGCCACUAUCAGCAAAGAAUGAGGGAGAAGAGGCGUCAUGCGACAUUAGCGUAGGGCGCGUUUGACAAGCGGGGAUGGUAUAAGCUUUCAUUGAAUUCGAGUCGUCAAAACUGAGUAUAAAUCUCAAGGAAAACACGUUAGAAAGAAAGAAAGAGGCAGAUCUGAGCUUAGGGGAUUAUUCCAACUUGCAUCUGCUUAGCUCAAUAUGUCUGGAUCAUCACCAACUAUUGAGAACUUCCCCAAGCCAAAAUUCAUCACGGGUGGCUGUCUUUGCGGUUCAAUCAAAUAUCGCGCCGACUUCCCCGAGGACCAUGAUUUCCUGCACCAGAGCCGAAGCUGCCAAUGCACCCAAUGCAGACGCGGGACAGGGUGUCUAUUUUACGUAGCGCAUACAGUCCCUCUAGGGAAUUUCACCUACCUGACACCGACCACAACUCUCAAGAACUUCUACGCGACGCCAGGUAUCCAGCGAGGGUUCUGCAGCAACUGCGGCAGCUUCUUGUAUUGGCGGCACGAGUCGCGCGACGAGAUCGCGAUGGCAGUGGGCACGGUAGAUCCCGAGUUUCUAUCCGACUUUGGCUUCGCGCUUGCAAAUACAGCGGGUGAUAACGUUUGGUGUGAGAAUGAGAUCAAAGGGGUUACGGAUGGAAUGAUUGGCAAGGAGCGAGGUAUCAAGUGGGCUACGGAUAGUAAGGGUGUGAGGAUGUAGAAUGCAUGAUACUGGACUAAGAUGAAGUAUAGAAGAAGAAUAUAAAAUAUGAAGCACAGAAGAAGAAUAGAAAGUUAGAAAAUAACAUUGAAUCGUCAAGUAAACUCAAUUCAGGGAGGGCGAGGAGGUAUCAGGUACAG